Molecule: messenger RNA, 964 nt
Organism: Lottia gigantea (owl limpet)
Lineage: Eukaryota; Metazoa; Mollusca; Gastropoda; Lottiidae
Exons: 4
Coding region: 5-562 (185 amino acids)
Source: RefSeq, a predicted model, not a curated record
CAAAAUGGCGACUGGACAAGACCAAUUUCGACGUCGAGUUCAACAUAAACUUGCUGGGCGCCUUUUAGACACAAUUGAUCCCGAUCAUGUUUAUAAACCCACGCAAGAUGGUGAAACAAAAUUUAAAGAUAUAGACCCACAAACACGACAAGAAUUUGAAAAACAAUAUGGUAAAUACCAAAAGAAAUCCUCACCAUUUUGUAUCCAAAAUAUAUUAUGGUUAAUAUCAUCAAUAGCAGUGUUUCAUUUCACGGAUUUUUAUAUGGUUAUUAGAUAUAAUCCCAAAGUUAACAGUUUAUGGUUUAAUAUCGGGGCAAUAUUGAUAUUAAUUAAUAUCAGUGUAGCUGUGUUUCUAGUUGUAUGGUUAACGUUUAUAAAGAAAGUACCAAGUGAACAGUGGGAGAGGCGAUAUCCUUCAGCCAUACCUACUGCUACUGCCUGCUUUAUAUUUGGUUCUAUCUUUGUGAAUAUUGGAUUGUGGCCGGUGUGGGGUAUUUUUACACCAGUUAUACUUUUUGUGAUAUUCAUGGGAUUUAUAGUGACAGUCGCUAUGUUUGGGUAGAAGAGGGAAUGGGAAAAGCCUUAUACUAACUCUAUAUUAUUACUGAGGUGCCAGGUUUUCAAAAAACCACCUGUCAAUUCUUGUCUAUAAUUCCGUUCUUUUUCUUUAAAAUACAGUUAUUCUCUGUAUCUUUAUGAUCAGAAAACUUCUGUGUCUGUUUUCUUGCUUAACCAGAUACAAUUGACUUUAUUCUUAUAUUUUGUUGAAUUAUUUUCAAUUAAGAUAUAUAUGACAAAAGUGCCUCAUUGGUCAUAUUGAUGUGUAUAAAUGCCUCCAGGUGAAAUAUCUGGGAUUAUGUAAUUUUUAAACUGUGUUAUUUAUGUUGAAUUAUGCUGUUUUAGUUGUAUAUAAGAAUUAUAAUGAAAUCUCCUAUUUUUUUAAAUUAAAUUUAUAAUUUUAAGU